AUGAAUACUAAGACACCAAUUAAAGAUUACACAGCGUCGUUGUAUAGACUUAGUGCAAAAUGGUUGACUACUCCUUAUGAAAAUCCAACAAAGUCAAACUUAAAAAUUGCAUUAACUUUAAGAAAUGUUUUCAUUUGGUUGAUUUUGAUUAAUGUGAUCAAUUAUAAUUUAAGAAUUGUUGUAAAUUUUGGUAACAUUGAUGUUGUUCAAGUGUUGGGUAAACAGAAAGGGAAUAAUUUAGUACCACAAAUGGUAGUUGACAAUGAAGAUGAUUUAAAACAAAGAAAGAAAUUGGAGAAUAUAUUAAUUGGAAUGUAUGUUAGAAAUGAAGAAGUUUAUUUGAAAAAUAUUGAUCUUACAACUGUUUAUUCAAAAGUUUAUCUAAAACUAUCUGAUUAUAAAGUUAGACUAAUAAUGGAUGAAGGAUUAGUAAGCUCAGAUAAUUUUAAGUAUGACGAUGAUAAGAAAAUCACUUCAAUAAUCAAUUGGAUUCUACCUUCGGAUUUUCCUAUAUUCAACAUUAUGAAAAAUCAAAAUUCAAUAUCUAGGUUUUUAAGACUACAUUUGAAUAAGUUAUUCCCUUUAAAUAGUAAUCAUCAAGUAAUUAUCAAACAAAUAAAUCAAGUUUAUAAAAAUUUAAUAAUUGGAAAAUUUAUAAUUUUAAUCAACUCAAUAAUCAUCUUGUCAAUUUAUAUACUAAUGUACUAUUGUCCUAAAAGAUUAAGUUACCACUAUAUAAACUUGUUUGCUUUAUAUUUCAUGAAUUUUUUUAAUUGUGCAGUGGUUUUGAUGAUGAUCAUAAGUAGACAGAAAAUAACAUCAGUGAAAGACCAUCAAUUGGGAUUGUUAAUUGUCGAACUAUUUUCAAUUUUGGGUUUCAAUUUGGUUUUCUAUCAAUCACAUGAUUCCAUCAUGAACACUUAUUUUGUACAAUUCACUCCUACAGCUUCAUCAAUCUAUUCAGAAAAAGAAGAUGAUAUUGACACAUCUGGUAAUAAUAAUGUUGACAAAGUUGGAGAUCCCGAGAUACCAUCAACAACAGCUGGGUUGACUGGUAGAACUGCAACUAGAAAUUUAAGAGCUAAUCCACAGAAUGAUAGGAAAUUCAAUUACACAACUAAUAAUAAAAAUUUACCAAAUAGCCCCAAAAGUCCUUAUGAAUAUCAAAAGUCGGAAUUUGAACAAAGAAGAAGCGCUACAGCACCAAUAUUGUCGUCAAUUACACUGACUAGAUCCCCAAAUUACACGGAAAUUUGA
Lodderomyces pseudojiufengensis is the source of this 1257-nucleotide messenger RNA. RefSeq lists its product as uncharacterized. The coding region runs from base 1 to 1257 and encodes 418 amino acids. The transcript has a single exon. The record is from RefSeq and is a predicted model, not a curated record. NCBI's taxonomy places the organism in Eukaryota, Fungi, Ascomycota, Pichiomycetes, Serinales, Debaryomycetaceae.